Molecule: messenger RNA, 684 nt
Organism: Tribolium madens (black flour beetle)
Lineage: Eukaryota; Metazoa; Arthropoda; Insecta; Coleoptera; Tenebrionidae
Product: transmembrane inner ear expressed protein
Exons: 3
Coding region: 162-536 (124 amino acids)
Source: RefSeq, a predicted model, not a curated record
CUAACAAUUAUUUAAAAGAAACAAUUAUAUUUUUCUUGUAAUGAAAACAAUAAACUGCGAAAAUCAAUAACUGGGACCACACAUUCGAUUAAUUCCCGAGCAAAUUAAUCACAAUUCUAGGCGUGUUAAGGGAGCGGCACAAACCACCCCUCGUCUCAAUUAUGCCAAUCAUGGCCACGUUUUAUGCCAAUCCGAAUGAUACCAACGAUCCCUGGAUCGAAAAAGCCGCUUUUAACGGCUUCCGAAAUUGGCACGUCAUGUUUUUCUGCUUUUCGGGGCUCACUGCUAUCAUGAUUUUGAUCUGUUGUUGCGUCAAGUUCAGAGUACCCAGAACCAAACAAGAGAUCGAGGGUGAUUACAAGCGGAAGAAAUUGGCCGAAAAGUUUCAAGAAAGACUCCGCUUGAUCCAAAAACAAGACAUGGAUAUUUUGGAUUUGCAACAAGCCUUGAAACUCAUUCAAGAGGAUUUUGAUCAAGAGAAUGCCAAGAUUCAAGAAAAAGUUAACUUGGAUUUGCAACAAUUCGCGACAAAUUAAUCAAAUUUCGCGGCAAAUUCUUUGCCACCAAACAAUUUAAAUAAUUAUUGCACAAGUCGGUAUAGUUGUUUUAUUAAAUUUAUUCAACAUUAGGUUUUCAAAAAGUUUGGAUUAAUUAUUCUGGAAUAAAUAAACUGCGACAGGCUUG